CCGAUGACUGCCAAACCUAAGGGUAUGCGACGGAAAGGAGAUUCGCCCAUGCUGAACUACAUCUUCGAUUCGUAUGCCACGAGUAAUAAACAUUUUCAUGAUAAAUUCAAAGCACCCUCGUUCGAAGGAGACCUAAACUCGGAUACUAUAAUCAAUGCAGACACAGGGUCCACCGUGGUGUUCGAUUGCAAGGUGUCUUCUUUGAGAGAUAAAACUGUAUCCUGGUUGAGGGUAUCUGAUGAUGAAAAUUUGGAGUUAUUGACUCUAAAUCUUGACACAUACACCGCUGAUGCAAGGUACAGAGUGGAUUUAGCGGGUGAAAAUUGGAAAUUGUCGCUUUCAUAUGCAAAAACUCAGGAUUCUGGCAUUUAUUGUUGCCACGUAUCAACACAUCCGCCUAUGUUAAGGAGAUUUAAACUAAUAGUGCAUGCUCCAGAAAUAAGGAUGAGUAAGGAAACGUUCCUAGAAACAGGGGAGACUCUGUCUCUCAAGUGCUCUGUGCUACAUUUAAACCCUGGAGAAAUUACUCCAGAAUUAUUUUGGUAUAGAGGCAAUAGCAGUACCCCCUUGGAUGAGGUUCGGGGAGGAGUGCUGGUGGAAACAGAUCAACUAACCCUGACCAGCCAUUUACAGGUGGCUCGUCUAAAAUUAGAAGAUGCUGGAAACUACACGUGUGCUUUGGAAUCACCAAUACAAAUGAAGACUGUCACCAGAGUGCAUGUAUUACAAGGUUCAAGCCUGGCGGAGCUGCAGAGCGGAGUUAAAACAACAACGAGUUACAUUAGCCUCUUGCUUGCGUCGCUUCUAAUUAUACUGGCUGGCUAUAGUGACGUGAGGUGACCUAGUUUGUUCUAGAAAAUUCUAGAAGCUAACGGAAUUUCUAUGGGAACAAGUAUUGUAAACAAUGCGUUUGGACGGUUUGCUUUUUUGUUUAUGAUGUAUGAACGCAUAUUACAAAUAAACUGUCUUACAACAAAUCUUUAGACAGGGUUUAACUGCGCGGGUUCUCUUUAAUCU
Messenger RNA from Colias croceus (clouded yellow), 1017 nucleotides. RefSeq names its product zwei Ig domain protein zig-8-like. Lineage: Eukaryota; Metazoa; Arthropoda; Insecta; Lepidoptera; Pieridae. The transcript has 7 exons. Gene Ontology annotation, biological process: synapse organization. Bases 4 to 840 code for a protein of 278 amino acids. The record is from RefSeq and is a predicted model, not a curated record. Gene Ontology annotation, cellular component: neuron projection membrane.